AUGGCUGCCACGCUAAAGAGCACCACGCACGUCAGCCUGCUUCUCAGUGGACCUGUGCCGCAGUGCAAAGCCAAAAAGAAAUGGGUCAGCUUGCCGCCCGCACGUACAAGCUCGGUCCACUCCGGUCCUCACCACUUGCCAGCUCCGAGCCGGAAGGCCCCGCAGGCAGACUGCGGCAUGAUCUCCAUCACCGAAUGGCAGAAGACUGGUGUGGGCACCACCGGCUUUGGCAUCUUCUUCAUCCUCUUUGGAAUACUCCUGUACUUUGAUUCCGUGCUCCUGGCCUUUGGAAACCUGCUGUUCCUGACUGGCCUGUCCCUCAUCAUCGGCCUGAGGAAGACAUUUUCCUUCUUCUUCCAGCGGCACAAGCUCAAGGGGACCAGCUUCUUCCUGGGGGGUGUGGUCAUUGUGCUUCUGCACCGGCCCCUCCUGGGUAUGCUCCUAGAAACCUAUGGAUUCUUUAGCCUCUUCAGGGGCUUUUUCCCUGUCGUCUUUGGCUUCCUGGGCAAUGCCUUCAACAUCCCCUUCCUAAGUGCGGUGAGUAGAUUGUGCCUAUGGCUGGUGGCGGUGGCCUGGGGGUUGUCAGCCUUCAGCUCCCCUCCGCAUCCCCGAACCUUCUCCACCUGGCGAGAGCAGACGAGGGGAGUUACAGGCAGCUGUGCCUAA
This is a messenger RNA of Loxodonta africana (African savanna elephant), 666 nucleotides long. RefSeq names its product golgi transport 1A (gene GOLT1A). Gene Ontology annotation, cellular component: endoplasmic reticulum; membrane. Lineage: Eukaryota; Metazoa; Chordata; Mammalia; Proboscidea; Elephantidae. Gene Ontology annotation, biological process: endoplasmic reticulum to Golgi vesicle-mediated transport; retrograde transport, endosome to Golgi. The record is from RefSeq and is a predicted model, not a curated record. The transcript is spliced from 5 exons. The coding region runs from base 1 to 666 and encodes 221 amino acids.